UGUUGCAGAGGCCAGUCCAAUUUGCCACCGAGGGAACCAGGGUAUCCCCUAAUAGGAAAUCUUAAUUUUAAAAUGGAGACACCAGUCAUUCUAAAUUUAUGGCAAAAACAUGGCGACUUGUUCACGUUAAAAAUGUUUGGCCAUCCCUUGAUCGUAGUGUGUGGUUCUCAAACUUUACACGAAGUUCUGGUGAAGAAUGAAGAACAUACCUUUGAACAUCCAGAUCAUUAUGUCAACAAAGAAUUUUUCGAAAGAUCAGGCAUACUUGGGGCGUUCGGAGAAAUUUGGCGUAUGCAAAGGAUAUUCGCCAUCGCUAUGUUGAAAAGCAUAGAUUCAGGAAGCUCAAAUCUAGAAUCUCGUGUACUCACUGAAGUCGAAGAAUUUAUAACACAAGCAGAAAAAUUUGGAGGCCAGUCUUUCAAGAUUAAUGAUUUGGUAAAUAUAUACCAUUACAACAUCGUCUCAUCUCUCAUAUUUGGGAAGAGAUUCAAACAUGGAGAUGCCACACUGAAACGCCUUAUAGAGUUGAUAAGCGAGGCAGUAACUAACACUGCUCACCAAGCGCCUACCUCUGUCCUUCCAUGCCUGAGAUUUCUUCCGGGGGAUAAGUUUAAAGUUAAACGCCACCGACAUGUCGUGGACGGAAUUCUAGACAUUAUGCAGAAGGCCGUGGAUGAACACAAGAAAAUUCCAGAGGAACCGAAUUCUACCGACAUUAUUUACAGUUUCUUUAAGGAACAAGAACGGAGAAAGCAAAACAAUGAAGAUCUAGUCGGCUUCACUGACCGUGAUUUACUAAUAAUGGGAUACGGUCUUUUGUUUGGUGGACUCGGCGCUCCUCAUACACUCCAAUGGUCAGUUUUAUAUCUGAUGCACUAUCCUGAAGUCGUCUCUCGCAUGCAGAAAGAAAUUGAAGAAAAUAUAGAAAACGAUCGCUUCCCUAAUAUGGAAGAUAAGCCACGCCUCCCUUUCUGUCAGGCUGUGGGGUGGGAGGUUCUCAGAAUAGCGUCAGUGGUAUAUGUCGCCCCCUCACAUGCUUCGUCAUCUGAUUUAACGAUAAAUGGCUACACUAUACCCAAAGGCGCAUAUUUGCUACCAGCCUUAUGUAGUGUCAACAUGGAUCCAACUAUCUUCAAAGAACCAAACACUUUUAACCCGAGUCGCUUCAUUAACGAAGAUGGUCAAUUGUUUGGUUUCGAGAACGUCAAAACCUCCUUCUCAUUAGGACCAAGGAAUUGUUUAGGUCAAUGGUUAGCGGAAAUGGAAAUCUUUCUUUUCAUUACUACCAUAGUGCAGAAAUUUGACAUCGAAAACGAGGCCGAUACCCCAGUUCCAUCCUUAGAGGGAAUAUAUAAAGGGAUACACGUCACCGGCCCUUAUAAUGUGUUUCUGAAGAAGAGAGUGCAGUGA
Messenger RNA from Saccostrea cuccullata (small rock oyster), 1410 nucleotides. Its product is annotated as cytochrome P450 2D28-like. Gene Ontology annotation, cellular component: intracellular membrane-bounded organelle; cytoplasm. The coding region runs from base 73 to 1410 and encodes 445 amino acids. Gene Ontology annotation, biological process: xenobiotic metabolic process. Gene Ontology annotation, molecular function: oxidoreductase activity, acting on paired donors, with incorporation or reduction of molecular oxygen, reduced flavin or flavoprotein as one donor, and incorporation of one atom of oxygen; iron ion binding; heme binding. The record is from RefSeq and is a predicted model, not a curated record. Lineage: Eukaryota; Metazoa; Mollusca; Bivalvia; Ostreida; Ostreidae. The transcript has 5 exons.